CUUUGAUCACCCUAUCCCUUUUUCGUAAAACUUGCACGAAAAGUUUUUAAUAAAAAGAAACAAAAAUCUCGAAUGUUCUCUGUUGGCACAGAACUGGUGGGGAGGAUAGGGAUUUCAACGGGCAAGCCCGGACAAGCCUGAGAGCGCGAAACAUUUUUACUAAAUAAAAGGGGCACGAAGCUCAGCCAUUCAGUCUCAUCCUAACUGAGCGAUCUUUCAGUACUUCUGUAAAUUCUAUUAAGAGACCUUUAUUUAAUUGACUAUACGAAACUUUUGUUUUGCAUUAAUUGAAGAGUUAAACUACAUUUCUUGUCAAUUAUUUAUCGCUCUUUGCGCAAGAGUUUCACAUAAUCCUCAAUUUUAUUACAAUACAACAAAAUCCUUCUAGUCAGCAAAUUUGCAAGAAGUUGUGUGUGUGUGUAUAAUUAACCUUGAAACCUGCUACUAUAUUCAGCCCUCUACCCAAUUGCUGGGAGUGUGGUAAGGUGCUACAGAAGAAGAACAGUAGCAGAAUGGAAGUCCCAAUGGAUGUAGCUGGGGGCAAAAGUUCUUGUCCUGAUGUAUCACUACUGAUGCAAAACCUGCAACAAGCCUUGGCCCUUGAAGCUAAAUUUCAACCUAAGCUUCAACUUCCAUCAACAGCCAGCAACACAGGAGAGAGCAGUGAAAUCACAUCUGCUAUGAGAGAUGGAGCUGCCCAUGUUCUCCGCUGUUUGAAGGUCUGGUAUGAUCUUCCUUCUGCAGUCCUACUGGAUGCACUGAACAUGAUGGACCGGUUCAUGAGUCGCAUGAAAGCUCGUCCCAAACACCUUUCAUGCAUUGCAAUCAGUUCCUUCCAUCUUGCAGCUUGCCAGUGGGUAGAGAGGGUUAAGAAGAACAGUGGUGAAACAUCUUCCAUCCCAGGACCGUUGCAGGUUGUUCCUGAACCUCAAGAUCUGGUAACAAUAUCUCAGUGCAAAUGUACCGCCGGAGACAUAAACCGGAUGGAAAAAAUCGUUGAGGCGAAGUUGGCUUGUCUGCCCCAGGAAGAACCAGUUACGACUUUAACAUUCCUCAACUUGUAUCACGCACUGUUGUCGACGACUUUACCUAUCGCGCUUCAACCUGAUCUUCUGAUCCUUUCUUGCAAGCUGGAGACUAUUUGUUGCGACGCAAAUUAUGCUGCCUUCCCCUCGUCUGUUUUGGCUUUUGCUCUUCUGUUCGUUGAAAUGAAGUGUCAUCAAACAGCCAUUGAGGUCAUUAUCCGAGAUGUUUUACUCGAAUUACAGCGACUUGCUCAGGUUAAAGAUGACAUGUUGAACGAAUGUGUCAGGAUGGUAUCUUCGAUUAUGGCACCAUAUGAUGGCUACGCCCAAAGCAAUCCGUCUCAUCGCCAACGACUUACCUGGAAAUUGUCCAGGCGCACUUUAAAGCAAUUACGGCCAACUGAAAAGUUAGUUAAUGUUUUACCUACCAUUGAAGAGAAUCGCCAGUUUGGCCAGGUACAGAAACGCAGUCGCCGUUCACGUCUUACUCCGCACAAGGUGCGUCCUGUCUCCCCGGGUGCGGUUUUGUCUUCUCUGCCUCUGCCCUUUCCGACCAAAGAAGACUUAACGUCAUUCUUCGACAAUUUCGUUGCUGCUUCACCUUAUACUUUUAGAUUUCUUUAUGGUCUUGAGGAAGAAAGUCCUUCUACUGCUUGAAUGGGGGAAAUUCCAGCGAUGUUUUUUGCGAAAAUUCUUCUUCCUAAAAUUUACACCACAAUUAUUAGAUGCAUUUUGUUUAUCUUCUCAAACUCUUUGAAAGAAAAGUUCAAUUGCCUUGUAGAUAAUGUAGAUAAAUAACUGCCAUUCUGAAUUCUUGCGAGGAUUUGAGAAAAAAUAAGACGAAUUUUGUCUUGCACGCGAGAAAAUUUCAAAUCUUGCUUGGCCUGAAAUUUUGCCAAUCUCGGAGAAAUCGCGAACGUUGGUAACCUGGAUCAAUUCGUCAACUAUAAUAUUUCAUCAGUGAUUUAUUUAUUGUAUUAUUUCUACGUUUGUUCGUAACGAGUCUCAAUUAUUUUUAUUUUUGCUUGUCCCCUUUGUCGUUCAUGAAAGAAAUGGAACAAAAACAAUAAAAAGUACAAAACUGUGAAACUGA
Messenger RNA from Daphnia magna, 2118 nucleotides. RefSeq names its product cyclin G (gene CycG). Gene Ontology annotation, molecular function: cyclin-dependent protein serine/threonine kinase regulator activity. The record is from RefSeq and is a predicted model, not a curated record. The coding region runs from base 513 to 1682 and encodes 389 amino acids. Lineage: Eukaryota; Metazoa; Arthropoda; Branchiopoda; Diplostraca; Daphniidae. Gene Ontology annotation, biological process: regulation of cyclin-dependent protein serine/threonine kinase activity; mitotic cell cycle phase transition. The transcript has 4 exons. Gene Ontology annotation, cellular component: cyclin-dependent protein kinase holoenzyme complex; cytoplasm; nucleus.